Salvelinus sp. IW2-2015 is the source of this 1775-nucleotide messenger RNA. RefSeq names its product ELL-associated factor 1. Gene Ontology annotation, cellular component: super elongation complex. Gene Ontology annotation, biological process: transcription elongation by RNA polymerase II; regulation of DNA-templated transcription. NCBI's taxonomy places the organism in Eukaryota, Metazoa, Chordata, Actinopteri, Salmoniformes, Salmonidae. Gene Ontology annotation, molecular function: transcription elongation factor activity. The record is from RefSeq and is a predicted model, not a curated record.
GAAAAGGAGUGGUCAUGUGACGUAUGGAUUGUUUCGCGAAACAUCUUAGCUAGCUGCACAGCUAGCUAAAGUAUCUAAUCAUAAUUACAUUUUAUAACGCAGCAUAAUUUAAAUACAUUUGAAUAUUAAACUUCCAGCAGAGUCAUGAAUGGGAGUACAAAUCCGCUGUUGGACAAAGAAGAACAUGUUUUGAAGCUCGGAGAGAGCUUUGAGAAGAGGCCAAAAUCGUCAUUUCACACCAUCAGAUAUGAUUUCAAACCAGCUUCAAUUGACACAAGCUGCGAGGGAGAGUUGCAAGUCGGUAAAGGAGAGGAAGUCACCAUCACAUUACCUCACAUUCCAGUAAGAGGCUCUACACCACCCAUGACAGUAUUCAAAGGGAAUAAGCGGCCAUAUCAGAAAGACUGUGUUCUUAUCAUCAAUCAUGACACUGGGGAGUACAUGCUGGAGAAGUUGAGCAGCAGUAUCCAGGUCAAGAAAACCAGAGCGGAGGGCAGCAGUAAGAUCCAGGCCAGGAUUGAGCAGCAGUCGGUGCGUGCCACUGCCACCCAGCCUCCAGCGCAGUUCCGUGCCCCCACUAAGCCUGGUGCAGGGGCCAAGACCUCCCCCUCCCCUUCCAAGGACAACCCCUCCCCUGAGCCCCAACUAGAUGACAUCAAGAGAGAGCUGCGAGCGGAGGUGGAGGUUAUUGAACAAAUGAGCAGCAGUAGCGGCAGCAGCUCAUCUGACUCGGCCAGUGGCUCUGGUAGUGGGGACGACAGCUCUAGCAGUGAUGGGGAGCAUGACACCCCUCACCCCCAACCUGUCCCACUCCCUCUCCCCCACAUCCAGCCCUCCCCCAACCGUAACCCCAUGGCCAACGGAGGAGCAGACAGGCAACAGGGCAGCAACCAGCUGAUGAACACGCUCAGGAAUGACCUCCAGUUGAGGGAGGGGCUUAUUUGGACUAUAUCACCCCCAUCGUCCCUAUUUAUCUGGAAAUCAAAAGAAGGCACUGAAAGCAUUUCACCCAUUCCAUGUUUUUAUCAGUAUCUUUCAAAAUCAGUCUUUUAAGAGGCCAGGAUACAGCUCACAUCGAUCUAAGCUAUAGAGGAUACUAAAGGACAUACUCAUAUUUUUCAUGUAAAAUCAGUUUAAAUUGACCACUUACUAAAGGUUUUAGCUGGAAUAUUGACCUGUUCUGGUGAAUCAGCAACAGGUAAAUGGUAGUAAAUGAGCCUGGGUCAAUCCUUUACAUGUCAAAGCACUUUAGUUUAAUUGUAAUAUCAUCAUUUUCAGCAGUUUCCAYCUAAAAUAUUUUGCAUUGCUUUUAACAGCACCUUUCUGACCUAACAGUUAAAUGCAACUAACAACCAGUACUUAGAGUUAAUCAUACCCUUUAUAGCUAAUAUUCUACUAUUUCCACAUCUAUCAUUUGACUUUCUGAUUCUGUCUCACUCAAUAGCUAGGUUGCCAUCCAAUUGGCGACAGAUUUUCAUGCGAACAUUCUAAAAUCUGCAUUAAAACAACAUGUGCCUAUUCCCUCCAGAGAUGUUACCAUCAAAUCGAUUUGUUGCGGAUAACAGUCUGUGCGUGAUGAUGUAGUAGUGCACAUACAAACAACUUUGCGGAUUCAAUUACCAUUGAAUAGAAGUUUAAUGGGUUUCCAUCGCAUUUUAAACUACUAAUGUUGCGUUAUAUUGCGAAUCUCUGGUCUUUGCACGUGCGCUCUAGCCAACAGCUCGCAGGUAGGCUAGKCUACAUGAGAUUAUUAUAGAUAAAGCGUGAUUAUUUUU